Spinacia oleracea (spinach) is the source of this 1678-nucleotide messenger RNA. RefSeq lists its product as uncharacterized. Gene Ontology annotation, cellular component: membrane. NCBI's taxonomy places the organism in Eukaryota, Viridiplantae, Streptophyta, Magnoliopsida, Caryophyllales, Amaranthaceae. The record is from RefSeq and is a predicted model, not a curated record. The transcript has 10 exons. Bases 505 to 1491 code for a protein of 328 amino acids.
UCUCUUUCUCUACAGAUUGUUCUCACAACAAAUGUUACAUAAAUCCCUUGUUAUGUUCAAGUAUGUAACAUCUCAUUGUAAAAAGAACGAUUGUUUUUAGUUGCUUGGAUCAGAACCUCUCCUAACCAACCAACCCAAAACUAUUAGGAAUGAAUAAGAAGGAAGAGGGCCCUAUCCCGAAGAACUGCAACUAAUAGGGAUCAAAUUCAUGACCUCAAAGUCAUAAGGUGAAACUUUCACCAACUACACCGUGUGCUACUUGGUAAAUUGAUACAUGGUUUAUUAAUAGUUUAACCCGAAGAGGAGGGGAAUUUGAAUCGACCGACGAGACAAUAACAGAUUUAAUAGACAGACUAGUCUAUAAUAAUAGAGGAUACUAAGGGUAUACUCGUAAUUGUACUAUUGUACGAUAUUAUUAUAUAUAAGCAUCAAACACCAGUGUGUAUGUUCAGACAUACAACCCCAUAAACAUCUGACACUCCAAAUCAUCCACUGAUCUGAAAGAUGCAGAAAUCAACGGUGGGUAUUGAUUACUGGAUGAAAUGGCAAGUCCCUGUCUGUGGGUUGAUCAUUGUAAUCCCAGCUGCAAUUGCCAUCAAAUUGAUCAAGAAUAAGACCAUUAAUGGUGAAGAAGAUACCCAGAAUUCAGUAUUAUGGGUUCCUUGCUGGAGAAAGCUCAGCCCCAAAUGGCUUCUUCUCUACAGAGCUUUCGCUUUUCUUACUAUGGCUUACCUUCUCUUCCAGAUGCUUCAUUCCUAUGGCUCUUAUGCUUUCUAUUUUUAUACCCAGUGGACAUUUUCACUGGUUAUGGUCUAUUUUGCGAUUGGAACCAUUGUUUCUGCCCGAGGAUGCUUUAUGUCUACAGAGAAAUCUCCAACAGGAAACGUAGAGAAAGACAAAGUUCUGAAAAACGGUUCAGAAGGCAAUGAAUCUGCUGCUGUUUUGGAUUCAGGAAAGGGAGAAAGCCUCACAAAGUUGCAAAAUCAUGUUAAGAAUGAUGAAACUCGAGUUGGAUUCUUAGGGUCACUUAUGCAAAUAAUUUACCAGACUUCUGCGGGAGCUUCUGUGCUUACAGACUUGGUAUUUUGGUGUGUAUUGGUGCCAACAAUGGCUGGAAAACAGUUUGAGCUCACCUUGUUGAUAGGAUUCAUUCACUCACUGAAUGCAGUCUUCCUGGUCAUUGAUUCCCUUCUUAAUGCCAUUCCGUUUAAAUGGUUUGGGUUUCUCUACUUUAUACUUUGGAGCACCGCAUACACCACAUUCCAGUGGAUUAUUCAUGCCUGUGGUGUCACAUGGUGGCCUUAUCCCUUUCUAGACCUCUCAACCCCGUGGGCACCUCUAUGGUAUUUCGCAUUGGCUGUUGUCCAUGUUCCUUGUUAUGCAGUAUACAUAAUGCUGGUGAAAGGAAAAGACUCGAUUUUUUCUAAGCUGUUCCCUAGAGCAUUUGUGAGAUCAGAUCAACGGAUAUCACAGCACCACAAAGCAGCCUGAGCCCUGAGGCAGUAUGAAACAGGAGAAUAACUGAAUUCGGAUGUUGCCAACAUUUCAUCAAACGUCCGACUUACCUAACUACAAGUUGUGUGGAAGCAUUACAGUUUGUAUUUACCAGUUUCUAGUCGGUCUUAAGUCAACUGUAUUUAACUAUUUAUCGACUUGAUUUAAAAUUUUCGUUAUGUUA